AUGAUAAAACUUAGCAUAGAGGAUUACUCUUGGCAUGCAAAAGAAAUCAACGGCCAUGAUCUUGCCCUUGUGGAUGGUGCACAUGCUGCUGCUUGUGAAGAAAUGGCUACAACAAUGUCCAGUGUAGAGGCUGCUGCUUACAAAGGAUUACAACAGUGUAUUGAAACUGUCAUGGCCGAGGGUGAAGAAGAACAAAAACAUAUUGGCAAGAUUGUUGAGUUUUUUCAAACUACUGAUAGGAAAAAUUAUUUAUGGGUCCAAUGGUUUUACAGAAUUCAAGAUACAGUUGUCAAAGAUGCAGGUGAUUAUCAUGACAAGAGGCGUUUGUUCUAUUCAUCAAUAAUGAAUGAUAACUUAAUAGAUUCCAUAAUAGAGAAAGUGAAUGUGAGAUACAUAAAACAUAAGAAUUGGGAUUUGGUGGCACAACUCGUUUACGAUUGUGUUUAUGCUCUUUAUGCAGAAUUGGGAUAA
Lathyrus sativus (Indian pea) is the source of this 471-nucleotide messenger RNA. NCBI's taxonomy places the organism in Eukaryota, Viridiplantae, Streptophyta, Magnoliopsida, Fabales, Fabaceae. The record is from the annotation of a GenBank genome assembly.